Messenger RNA from Adineta steineri, 3660 nucleotides. NCBI's taxonomy places the organism in Eukaryota, Metazoa, Rotifera, Eurotatoria, Adinetida, Adinetidae. The record is from the annotation of a GenBank genome assembly.
AUGAUUUUAUCAUCUCAACAAGAAUCAAAAUUUUCUGCAGCACUUUCAAAACGAUUUGAAAAUGAAGGUGUACAUUCAUUUAUGGAAAAUUUCGAGGCUGUUGCCCAAAAACAUGAACAACGACGACAAAAAAUCAAAAAAGAAGGUGAUGUUGAUAAUGACAAAAGUCCACUUGAAUAUCGAUUAACUAUCGCCGAAAAACUUCAAGGUAUAACACAAAAUGAAUAUGAAUUACUUUAUACUGAAACAUUAUAUACAAUAAAACAUAAAAUUGGUUCAAUAACAUCAAAAUAUAGUGGAGGAGAAAAUGAUCUUUAUGCUUAUGCCCAAGAAGCAUUUGGAUUAUUAAGUGAAGAUCAUCAACGUUUAUUAGCCAAAGCUAAUGAGGAAAAACCUCCUAUAUUGAUUUUAAAUGUUGAAAUAGUUGAAGCAAAAGAUUUAGAAGCUAAAGAUGCAAAUGGAUUUUCGGAUCCAUAUUGCAUGUUGGGUAUUGUACCUGAAAUACGUAAAUUUGUUAUACCUCAACAAGGUAAUGGUGGCAACAGUGGUGGUGGAAUGUCAUCCGAUGAAGAAGGAGCUAAUGUGACGUCACCAAAUGAUAAUAAACUUGGUUUUAUGAAACGUUUACGAAGUUUUCGAAAAUCUACAGUACGACGUGCACAAGGUCGUGAAAAAAACCAUUCAACUACUGGUACAAGUCCUUAUUCUGUUUUAAAAGAUAAACUUCCAGCAAAAUAUAUUCAAACAACUGAUGUUAAAAAAGCAACACUCAAUCCAAUUUGGAUGGAAAAAUUUCGUUUUGCGAUUGAAAGUGGAAAAACUGAAACAUUUCAUUUGGAUAUUUGGGAUCAUGAUGAUGAAUUUUCUGUUUUUGAAGCAGCAAAAAAACUUAAUCAAGUUCAAGGUUUUAAAGGACUUAAUCGUUAUUUUAAACAAAUAGCUCAAUCAGCACGAACAAAUGGCUCAACUGAAGGUUCACAUAUUGAUGAUUUUUUAGGUUCUGUUAAUCUUAAAAUAAGUGAAAUUCCAUCAACUGGUAUUGAUAAAUGGUUUUCAUUAGAAGGUCGAAGUGAAAAUUCUAAAGUUCGAGGUCAAAUACAUAUUCGAGCUAAAUUAACAACUCGAGAAGAUCGUGGAGUACCUGAAGAAGAUAAUUGGACAGAUAUUAAACAACAUGUUGAACUUUUACAAAUAUUUAUUGAUCAUGAAUUAAAUAAAUUUAAGGGUGAAAAAACUCAUUGGUCAGGUGAGUUAUCGCGUGAUGCUGAAACAAUUUUACAUCAACAUGCGAUACAAGGUGAUAUAACAGAUAUUCAACGUUCAAUGUGUCGUUGGAUCGCAUAUUCGAAAAAACAUCUUGAACGUACAUUAUCAAAUAGAUUAUUAUUAUCUAUUACUGAACAAUUAGAACAAACGUGGCAAUCAAAAUCAUUAAGUCGAGAUGAGAGUGAUAUGUUAACAGAAGCUUUUACAUUAUUUUUAAAUUAUUGUUUUAAACAAUUAACAAAAAUUCGAGAAAUAUUUCCAGCUAAUAAUAAAACAUCCAUAGAAAGACUUGAACAACUUUUAACAAUUAUCGCAAAAUUACAUGGUAUGGAAAUAUUUCAUUAUUGUUGUCCAUUUCAAAAUGAUCUUCAAUUUGAAAUAACAUCGAUUAUUAAAGCAGGAACAGUGGAAUGGUUUGAUCGAAUGGUGACACAAAUAACCAAACCAAGAUUACGAUCGGAUGAAGAUACAUUGAGGAAUACAAGUGAAUUAGUUUAUGUUAUAAUUGCUGAUGCUCAUUCAGCUGUUAAAUAUUAUAAUCCAAUAUUUGAAUCUAUCGUCAAAAUGUCAUUUUAUAAUAUAUCAUUUAAAAAAGUCGAUGGAAAAUUAAUGGAUAUUGUUAUAAAAGCUCUUGAAGAAGAACUCGGUGAUCAAAUUCAUCAAUCUCCAUCGAAAUUAUUAGAAAAUAAAGAAUCAGAUGCAGCUGAUAUUCUUACAUUUGCAGCAUCAGCUGAACAAAUAAGUUUAUCAUUAUUUGAACUUUAUUUAUCACUUCAUGAAUUAGCAAAAUAUAGAAUUUAUGUUAAUGAAACUGAUCGAAUAAAUUUAAAAAUCACACAAUAUCAUAAUUAUUUUGGUGCAGCUGUUAAAAAAUGGUUAUCAGUUGCUCGAAAUAAAAUUCUUUAUCGAAUUGAACGUUCAGUUGAAAAAGAUAAAGUAGAAGGAUCAAGUACAACAGCAUAUAAUAAUAAAUUUACAAAUUCAUCAUUAGAUGUAUCAAAUUGUUUUAGUCAAAUAUCACAAUUUUGGCGACGAUUAGCUUGGCCUGAUAUAAUUAGUUCUAUAACAUAUUUAAUAAAAAUUACUGAAGAUAUGGCAAAUGCAACACGUUUAUAUGCAACAUUAGUUGAAGGAAAAUUAAAUGCAAGAAAAUUUUAUGAAACAAAUGAUUUAUCUUAUUAUACACAUGAACUUUCAUUAACUGUGAAUGAUAUUGAACGUAUAAGAGAAUCAUUUAAAACAUUACCAAUUGAAUUAUCUUAUGAUAAAUUAUUAGUCGCAGCAGAAAAAUUUCAUCCAAUUGCUGUUGUUGAUGAAUAUAGAAAAAAAAUUGAAACAACUGUUGCAAUGUGUAGUCAAGAAAUAACAGAUAGAAUUUAUCAGAUAUUAAGUAAAGUUGUUACAAAUGUGGAAAUGGAAUUAAAACAAAAUUUAUUUCAUAUUAUCGAAGCACCGGAACUUAUUUCAUUUCAAGAUGCAACUCAACCACUUUUUACAUUUCUUGAAAAAAGAAUUUUUCCAUAUAAAGAAGUUUUAAUUAGACAAAAUUUUACAAGAUUAUUGGAACUUGUUUGGUCUGUUCUUAUUGAUCAACUUUUAUCAGAAAUUGAAAAAGCUUCGACAGUUCGAUCAACAUCAUCUUAUACACGCUUAACAAAAGCUCUUGAUUCUUUUGUCGAUUAUUUUAAUUCCGAUGAACAAUAUUUACCAAAAGAUUUGCUCAAAACUGAUAAAUACAAAUUAAUAAAAAAAUUAUUAAAAUAUCACACGACUGAUACACAUUCAUUAAUCAAAUUAUAUUAUCAAGAAAAACUACAUGAACAAGAACGUGCUGUUAUUAUAAAUCAAUCUUCGAAUUUUCCUGAUCUAGGAAAACUUUAUUGUCGUGCAUAUUAUCAUUUAAAAGAAGAAACAUUAUAUGUUGAAAUUAUAUCAUGUAAAAAUCUUAAACCUUGUGAUUCAAAUGGUUUAAGUGAUCCAUAUGUUGAAGUUCAGUUAUGUCCGAAAUUUUUAUAUCCUCAUAUUGAAAAACAACAAACAUCAAUUGUUAAAAAAACGUUAAAUCCAUCGUUUAAUGAAAAAUUUGAAUUUCGUUUAACAGAAAAAGAAUGUAAUUUAUCUGGAGGUGUAAUUCAUUUUACUGUUAUGGAUCAUGAUUUAAUGUGGUCAAAUGAUUUUGAAGGUGAAGCUUUUCUUGAAAUAUCGAAAGUAUCAGGAAUUCCACAUGAAUCAAAUAGUGAUACGAGACCUUUAGAUGAAUUAAAACAAAUUGAACUUUCAUUAACACAUCCAAAAGCUGUACGAAGUCGUAUCAUUGAGAUAUUAGAAGUACGUGUAUCAGAUAAAACGGCUACUGAAUUCGUUCGACGACGACGAGAAACAGAAAAUCAAUAA